CUCGCUGUGCAGUGACGACGAAGACAACAACAAAACACAGCUGCAGAAUAGAUAGGGUUUUAGCUUGCUAACGUUAGCUACUUGGAAUAAACAUUAGCUAGCUAUCUUUUCUAACACAACCCCGGCCGAGGAAAAACAACAGUGACAAGCGAAAUCAUGAAAACGUCUAGCUAGCUAUAUGUCAAAAAUAAAUAGUUAGUAAAAAAGGAAAUUUUAUCACCAGCUGACAUUAUAUUUUUAACGACACAGUAACAGUUCACCAACUAGCUAAUCAUCCCACAUAGCUAGCUAGCUAACCUUAGCCAGCAACAUUUUGGGCUAUCUAGUCUUCUACAGCUAGCUAGCUGCUUUCUCUAUGACAUUUAAGCUAAAACCAGUUAGCCAGCUACCGUAGCUUGCUAGCUCGCCAAGACGGAGCAUAGAAUGGGAGUACAGUAACCAAAACAGGGUGUUGUUGUUGUAUGACUAAAUGAUCAAAAUAAAGGAGUGUGAAGAUCGCUGGAGGAUUAAACAUGAAGUUGUAUGUGUUCCAAGUCAACAAUGGAAGCACUCUUACAUUUGACACAGAGUUGGCUGUUCAAACAGUGUCGGACCUCAAACAUGCCAUCCAGGCAAAAUACAAGAUUGCAACCCAGCAUCAAGUCCUGGUUGUCAAUGGAGGGGAGUGUAUGGUCGGAGAGAGGAGAGUCUGCAGCUAUAGUGCUGGCACUGACACCAACCCUAUAUUCCUGUUCAACAAAGAAAUGAUUUUGUGCGACCGGGCUCCAACUAUCCCCAAAACCACCUUCUCUAUCGAAAAUGAGAUGGAGCUGAAGGUGGAGGAGUCACUAAUGAUGCCAGCAGUCUUUCACACCGUUGCCUCAAGAACACAACUUGCUGUGGAAAUGUUUGAAGUUGCCAAGAAACUUUGCUCAUUCUGUGAACGCUUGGUUCACGAUGAACACCUCCAACAUCAAGGCUGGGCUGCUAUCAUGGCAAACCUGGAUGACUGCACCUUGUCAUACCAGAAGCUGCUGUGGAAAUUUGACACGGCAUACAUUAAUUAUCAACAAGACUUUGAGGAUAUCAAAUUGAAAUUGACAAAACUGGGGACAGCAGUCUCAGUAAUGGCCAAAAUCCCUCUGCUGGAGUGUCUGACUCGCCACAGCUAUAGAGAAUGCCUGGAGAAGUCCUGCUCGACUCCAGACAAGGACUCUGAUGAGACGGAGGAGGAGAAGUCCACAGACUCAGUGCUCUGCCCCACCCCCACUGCCACCGAAACACAGAGGAGCUCCACCAAGCUACCUGUGUCGUUCAAUGCGCCGGGGGCAGAAUCUGGUGAAACCCAGGACGGCAGUGACAUGAGAGACAGUAGUGUGCUGAGGGCCGCCCUGCAGGAGGCGGACUCUCCAGAGAGGGCCAACCAACCGUCAUUCAACGUCACGCUGCUGGACUGGAUCAAUGUUCAAGACCGGCCCAAUGACGUGGAGUCAGUCGUGAGGAAAUGCUUUGACUCCAUCAAUAGGCUCGACCCACGGAUCAUUCAACCAUUCUUGGCGGAGUGUCGUGACACAAUCGCCAAACUGGAUAAUCAGAACAUGAAAGCCAUCAAAGGGCUUGAGGACAGGUUAUACGCUCUAGACCAAAUGAUAGCAAGCUGUAAAAAGUUGGUCAACGAACAGAAGGAACUUGCUCAGGGAUUUCUGGCCAAUCAGAAGCGAGCUGAGAACCUGAAGGAUACGUCAGUGCUACCUGACCUGUGUCUCAGUCAUGCCAACCAACUGAUGAUCAUGCUGACAAACCACAGGAAGCUGCUGGACAUCAAACAAAAGUGCACCACUGCCAAACAGGAGCUUGCGAACAACCUACAAGUUCGUCUCAAAUGGUGCUGCUAUGUGAUGUUACACGCGGACCAGGACGGAGAGAAGCUCCAGGCCUUACUGAGGCUGCUGACGGAGCUGAUGGAAAGGGUCCGGGUUGUGGAUGCCCUCAGCACUGUGCCUCAGAUGUACUGCCUGGCAGUGGUGGAGGUUGUCCGCAGGAAGAUUUUCAUAGGACACUACAGAGAGUGGGCUUGUGCACUUGUAAAGGAUGGAAAACAUCUCUAUGAGACGGAGAAAUAUAAAAGGGAAACGUUUGGCAAGUUGUUCAGGAAGUCUUUUCUCCGAAAUCGCUUAUUUAGAGGACUUGACUCAUGGCCCCCCACUUCAUUUUGCACGCGAAAGCCCAGAAAGUUUGACUUUGAGCUUCCGGAUAUUUCUCUUGCUGACCUGCAGUACUUAAGGACUUGUUGUCCUGCAGAGGUGCAGCCUUUCCUCAGGGUUCCAACACUGUGUGACUUUGAGCCUUUGCACCAGCAUGUGGAGAUGCUUCAACAGUUGGUCCAAGCAGCACAAGCUGCUAGUGUGGAUGAAAUGUCUCAAACUAUCACAGACUUACUGAGCGAACAAAGGGUGUCGUGCAGCCAGAGUGCCCAGAGGUCCACGGCAGCUGUGACCCCGUUGACCCCGCGGUCGGACAGUACCUUGGGGACCACCUCUACCUCCUCCAAGACCCCUCCUUCUCUCAGUCUCCCGGCCCCUCCCUUCCAGCCCUUCACUGGUCCCCUCCCUGGCCCGGGUCCCACAGCCCUGGAGGAUCUUUCUCCAGACAGCAUUGAUGCCCAAACCUUCGACUUUGAGACCAUUGGCCACCCCAACAUGGAUCCUGUCCUGCAUCAGGCUAGCUCUUUGGACCUGGACUCUCUGGCUGAAAGCCCGGAGUCAGACUUCAUGUCGGCAGUCAACGAGUUUGUGAUCGAAAACUCACCCACCCCCAUCAGUGACCCCACCAGCCCAGAGAUGAUGGUGGAGUCGCUGUACUCGUCAGUCAUCAAUGCCAUUGACAGCAAGCGCAUGCAUGACACCACUACCUUGGAGAGGGAGAACUCCAAAAUGGCUGCUCUGAAACUAAGCAUUGAGAAGUACCGCUCUGCUGCAGAAGAGUCCCAGACUAACCUGCGGUGUGUCAAGGAUGACCUGUACCGCUUCAGAGGCCUGGUGCUGAAGGAGCAGCGAGACUUUGGCUUCUCCCUGAAGACCAUGACCAUUGAAGUACGGACCAUGGUGGACGCCAUUCGUAAGAGGGAAGAAGAGGAGCUUCGGGGACAGCACCAAGCCAUGCUUCUUUCCCUGCAGCAGGACCACAAGAAGCAGCUUCAAGCCCUGACUGAGGAGAACCAGGUCAACCAGAACAUUGUAAAAGACGUGCAGCGGGCCAUUCUGGAUCUUGAGGGGCUCCUCGAGCGCAAAGAGAAGGAGCUGACCCAGCUGGAGGCAGAGAGGGAGCGCUGGACUGAGUCGGAGAGCGCGCACAUUCAGAAGGCCAGGGAUCUGGAGCAGAAGCUCGUUGCUCAGGCCCAAGAGGUGCAAACCCUGGCUGCCUCCAGAGACACACUAUCCAACCAGCUGGAGAUACUUCACGUUGAGAUUGAACACGGCCAGCAGAAGAUCCGCCAGGAGCUGGAGGAGGCCGAGCAGUCCCACCUGCAGGAGCUGGAGGAGAGGAUGAGGCAGCAGCACCAGGCUCAGCUAGAUUCCCUGGCCCAGGAGAACCAGGUGGCGCUAGAGCGUGUUGCCACAGAGAAUAAGUCAAAGCUGAUGGAGGUCACCGACCUCCAUGCUGCCAUCCUGACAGAGCGGGACAGUCGGCUGAGGGACCUGGAGGCUCGGGUUGCCGAACUGGCUGACCUCCGCUGCAAGGUGGAGGUGGAGUUGGCCCUGAAGGAGUCUGAGAUGGAGGAGCUGAGGUUGCUUUACGAGGAGGCCAAGCAGGGGCAGCAAGAAGCCGACAUGGGGAGAGCCACAGUGGUGGCAGAGACACAGUCUCUCAGUGAACAGCUAGCCCUGGUCAGCAGGCAGCUGCUGGCUAAGAAUGAGGAGUACCAGACGGGCUUGACUGAGCUCAGGACACUGAUGCGCAUGGAGAAGGAUCAGUGCAUCUCCGAGCUGGUGAACAGGCACGAGGAGGAGAGGAACCAGCUCCGCAGUGAGCUGACCACCCUGCAGCAGCAGGCCCAGGAUGUCGAGAAGAGCCAUAACCAACAGCUGCAGAACCUCCAACGAGACCUGGACCUGCGGAUUGCAGCGCUGCGCAAAGAUAAGGAGGAGCAACAGGGGAGUUUUGAGGAGCAGGAGCAACACUUGAGGACAGUUAUCUGUGAUUUGCAGGCGGAAAAUGACUUGCUUGCCAAAAGAUUAGAGCAGGACACACAAGAAGCCCGGGAAAGUUUGCAGAUGGAAGAGGCCUCGAAUGCUGCUCUACCAGCUGCCUUUAAAAACUUAGAGCAGCAAAAGGAGGAGAUGGAGAUAAGACUGUUAGACAAAAUUAGACUACUUGAAAAUGAACUUCAGAAAAGACAAUCCUCUGAAAGUGAGGCAGGGUUGUCGGUGGUGCGGGUGGAGAUUCCGGGGUCUGAGGCGGCGGCUCCUCUCUCCCUGGACUCUGCCUUGCAGGAGCGCCUGCAGCAGGAGACCGCCUCCCUGCGCACCCAGCUGGACCUCCUGGAGAGGAGAAAGAACGAAGAGAUGCAGAACCUCAAGACCUCGCUCAUUGCAGAACAACAAACUAACUUCAACACUGUUCUCACGAGAGAGAAGCUGAAGAAGGAGCAGAUCAUCAACGAACUGACAGAGGAGCUAAAGAAGGUUACCCAGCAACAGGAGAAGGACAAAGGUCUGAUAGAGACUCUGUCUGAGGACCGAGCCAUCGUCAUGCAGGAGAAGAAGCAGCUGGAGGAGGAGCUGAACCGACUGCGCAGCACCGCCCUGGUGUCCUCGGCCUACUACAGCCCCAACCCGUUAGCACUGGAGCCCCCUGGGGCCACUGUUAGACUGGGGCCUGGAACUGAAAUAGAGGCUGGGGCUGGCGCCUGCUCCUCGGAGCCCUUUCCUGACCCAGACCGGCUGGCCUCUGUGGCCGCCAUCAGAGAAGACGACAGGGUUGACACCGCUGUGGAGGCCAGCAUGGUGACUGUGCACGAUAACAUCCUGAUGAUGUCGGAGGAGAAACAGAGAAUCCUGUUACUUGAGAGGACCUUACAUAUGAAGGAAGAAGAAAACAAGCGCCUCAGUCAAAGACUGAUGUCUCAAAGCAUGUCCUCAGUAUCGUCACGGCAUUCAGAGAAAAUUGCCAUCAGAGAUUUCCAGGUUGGCGACUUGGUUCUGAUUAUCCUGGACGAAAGGCAUGACAACUAUGUGCUGUUCACCGUGGGUCCUACCCUGUACUUCCUUCACUCAGAGUCCCUCACGGCACUUGACCUCAAACCAGAUCCUAUGUUUACUUCAGCAUCAGGAGCCUCCAGGCGGCCGUGGGUUCUUGGAAAAGUGAUGGAAAAGGAAUAUUGCCAGGCAAAAAAGGCUCAAAACCGGUUCAAAGUUCCUUUGGGUACCAAGUUCUACAGAGUCAAAGCUGUUCCAUGGAACAAGAAAGUAUAAUAUAGCCAAGUUAUGAGCUAAAAUGUAUGUUUAUAUUGCAUAAAGUUUUAAAUAGUCUCACUUCAUACAUAAUUCAUAAAUCAACUUGAAAAGACGGAAGGUCAUAAUAAUUGCUAUUAUUUUGGCUUUCAGUUAAGCAUCCCAUCCACCCUCUUUUUAAUCCAGAAUAUUUGUUAUUGUGGACCAAAUGCUAUUUCUUUAUUAGGGCAUGGCCCUAAACACUGUGGCAGAAAGCCAUUAAUACCUGUGCGUAAACUGAACAAAAAGUAUUUGGAUGUUUAUAUAUUUAGUUCUCAUUCAUUAUCAGCAUUUGUCCUCAUUGUGGAAAAUACUGUAUCAUUAUCAACAACAUAAUUGAAAUGAAAAUAUACAUUUAUUGUAAAUGUUUAUGGAGGAAUGUUCAUGGCAUGCAUAUUGAUAUAUUUUCUUUGAUUUGACUUAUCCAGAUAAAUGUUGUAGUGGGAAAUGUAGUUAAUGCUGUUUGUUACUCUGUUAAUACUGAAAUGUACAUUUUGGCCAACUGACAGAAGAGGCCCUCAUUGCAAUCCUUGAAAAUGCACUUUCAAAAAAAACAUUGCUUUUUGUUUAUUCAAAAGGGAAGGAAUUGUGCUGUAAAAUAAAAUAAGUACAGAAAAAAGAUCUAUAACAGCACAAAACUUCCCGCUAUCAUAGAAUAUUGAAAUGUAGAAAGGACUACUUUGUUUGUGACUGUGUUUCAUUAUUGGAUGACAUUGUACAUUACCCAUCAUUUAAAUCACAUGUAACAAUAAAUUACUGUAUUGUUAAAGAAUUUAGAGUUUUGAAACAAUAAAGGAUUGAUCC
This is a messenger RNA of Esox lucius (northern pike), 6275 nucleotides long. RefSeq names its product RB1-inducible coiled-coil 1 (gene rb1cc1). Gene Ontology annotation, molecular function: protein kinase binding; molecular adaptor activity. Bases 513 to 5453 code for a protein of 1646 amino acids. NCBI's taxonomy places the organism in Eukaryota, Metazoa, Chordata, Actinopteri, Esociformes, Esocidae. The transcript has 23 exons. Gene Ontology annotation, cellular component: Atg1/ULK1 kinase complex; phagophore assembly site membrane; extrinsic component of membrane. Gene Ontology annotation, biological process: glycophagy; autophagosome assembly; piecemeal microautophagy of the nucleus. The record is from RefSeq and is a predicted model, not a curated record.